AUGUAUCACGGGUCCCCUGACGAGCGCGUGGAGCUGCGGCGCACUAGGAUGGUUUUCUCGGAAGAGGACAUGAAGUACCAGAACAGAAUGUUUGGACGAGACGGGACGAUGCCGCCUGCGCCUGCGUCGGCUCCGCGGGGUAGGAAGAAAGCUGCCAGAGGUAAGGCUGUAAAGGCGAGGACUACCAGGGGCGCUGUCCGCACAAGACCGCGACCAGACAGUGACGGUGAUGAUGAUCAAUCCGCCACAUGCAGAAAGGGCGGUAGACGAGAUCAGACCGUUGAUUCGAAUGAUGAAGUAGAAGCGGAACCGAAGCGACAGGCGAGGCGAAGCAUGCAGGGGCGACGUGGAGCAGUCUCUACUGAGCAGAAGGACGAGGAGCCCAGUAAGGGUAAGCCCAAGCUCCCGUCAAACCAGCAUACGAAUUUCCCCGUGGUGAUCACGACGUAUGAGAUGUUGAUGAAGGAUCGCGUGCAUCUUGCUGAAUACUACUGGGGCUUCAUUGUCGUGGACGAAGGCCACCGGCUCAAGAACAUGGAUUGCAAACUCAUGCGAGACAUCAAAAGACUUAAUUCGGCUGCCCGAAUGGUAUUGACGGGCACCCCAUUGCAUAAUAACCUCGCUGAAUUGUGGGCAUUGCUCAAUUUUGUGCUGCCGGACGUGUUUUCUGAUCUCGAGGCCUUUGAAGAAUGGUUCAAUUUACCGGUGCUGCAGGCUACGCUCUCGGCGUCGCGCUCCUCCCAGCUGAUCCACUCGCUCCACUCCAUCUUGCGUCCAUUCUUGCUCCGAAGGCUCAAAGUCGAUGUGGAGACGAACCUCCCGCCAAAGAAGGAAUAUGUACUCUAUGCCCCGCUGAGCGAGCGCCAGCGCGAAGUAUAUGACGCUAUUGUCAACGGAGGUCUCCGGGCUCUGCUAGUGAAGGAGGGGCAGGAGAAAGAGAAGAAAGAGAAAGCGUCCGUCGUCGAACUUGAUGGCGAUAGUGAGGAGGAAGUGUCCCUUAAAGCGAAGCUUGAAGGUGGGAAGAAAAACGGACGAAUGAGUACUAGGCGCUCCAAGAGGAAAGAUUAUGCUGUUGAUGGGGAUGACGACGAGUAUUUUGCCAAACUAGAGUCUGGGCAGCUCGAGGCUCAGAGACAGAAAGAGAGGGAGGAGAAGGCGGAAGACCUUGGCCGCGACUGGCAGCGCAAGUCGAUGGUGAAAAAGGUGAACAACAUGAAGUUGCAGAACACCGUGAUGCAACUUCGAAAAGUCUGUUCUCAUCCCUUCCUCUUCAACUGGCCGGCCGAUCCCGAUACCCAUCAGCCUAUAUUGAACGAAGAGCUCGUCAGUGCAAGUGGCAAGAUGAUGAUCCUAGAUCGGCUGCUUGAGGAGCUGUUCCUCAGAAAGCACAAAGUGCUGCUCUUCAGCCAGUUCACCACGAUGCUUGACAUUAUUGAGGAUUGGGCGAUUGAGCUUAAAGGAUGGUCAAUAUGUCGCAUCGACGGUUCCACGUCGAUGUCCGAGCGACGAGAGGAGGUCAGCAGGUUCCAAAAUGGAGGCGAUGCUCCAGAUGCCCCCCGUCUCUUCUUGCUCAGCACUAGAGCUGGUGGACUUGGUCUGAACCUAGUUGCGGCAGAUACAGUCAUAUUUUAUGAUCAAGAUUGGAAUCCACAAAUGGACCUACAAGCACAGGACCGCGCACACCGCAUUGGUCAGACAAAGCCCGUGCUAAUAUUUCGUCUGGUUAGCGCGCAUACAAUAGAGGGGAAGAUCAUGCAGCGAGCUAAGGAGAAACGAAAGUUGGAAGCACUUGUUAUUGCCAAAGGUCAGUUCAAGUCUCCCACGUUGGCAUCGGGUCGCAGCAGGCCAGAGACUAUGGCCGAGAUGGCAGCGGCUCUACUCAGGCUCGAGGGCGAGCAGAUUCGAGUGGUCCCAGACACUGCUGUGGGGAAGGCGAGCGUCAUAAGCGACCAAGAACUCGACAUGCUAUUGGAUCGAAGUCCAGAAGUCUUCGCCGACCGAGGUAAAGGCUGGACGUCUGCUGGUAAAGUUGCAGAAGGGAAGCGGGCAGAAGCUGAGGCUGAGAGGAAGACGGCGUUCGCCGUCUACGAGACCCCCGUCGACGAGACGGCUGGCUUGUUGGCCGGCAUGCUGGACGAAGAUGAUGAAUCGUAG
Molecule: messenger RNA, 2154 nt
Organism: Fibroporia radiculosa
Lineage: Eukaryota; Fungi; Basidiomycota; Agaricomycetes; Polyporales; Fibroporiaceae
Exons: 7
Coding region: 1-2154 (717 amino acids)
Biological process (GO): pericentric heterochromatin formation; negative regulation of gene expression via chromosomal CpG island methylation; DNA methylation-dependent constitutive heterochromatin formation
Cellular component (GO): nucleus; pericentric heterochromatin
Molecular function (GO): chromatin binding; ATP binding; ATP-dependent chromatin remodeler activity
Source: RefSeq, a predicted model, not a curated record